GUGCAGGGCAGAGAGCGGGAAGAGCGGCCCCUCAAACGCCUCUCUGCUGCACUCAGCGAUGAAAAUGUGAAAAAGGACAAAAUUACUUUGAUGAUGUCGACUAUAAAGUGUGUGAUGUUGGGUGACCUUGAAGUGGGAAAAACCUGCCUGUUGAUGUCCUACACGGUCAACAAGUUUCCCUCUGAAUACGUCCCCACGGUGCUGAACACUUACUCCAUGACGGUGAUGAUCAGAGAGGAGGAGUACACUCUGAAAGUGUGCGACACUUCGGGCCAUGAUCAUUAUGACAGACUACGACCUCUCAGCUACCCCGACACUGACAUCUUCUUCGUCUGUUUCUCUGUCGUAUCACCCUCAACAGUUUAUAGCAUCAGAGAGAAGUGGGUACCAGAGAUUUUAUUCCACUGUCCACGGGUGCCAUUCCUGCUGGUGGGGACUCAGGUGGAUCUGAGAGAUGACAGCGUCACCCUGGAGAAGCUGGCCAAGAACAAACAGCGACCGGUGACCUUUGAGAGCGGAGAGACACUGGCUCAUGAGCUGAAGGCCGUUAAAUACAUGGAGUGUUCAGCUCUGACACAGAAAGGAGUUCAGAAUGUGUUUGAAGAGGCCAUCCGGGUGGUGCUGGAGCCUCUACACAACAAAUCCAGUCGCUGUGUCCUUUUAUAGAUACCACAAGAAGAACAAGUGGAGUAAAGGGCAGAGGAAGAAAAGCUGGACAUCUACGUGGACAUAAAAAAAAAACUUUUAGCCUGGAUUAGAUGAGAGGGAGGAAGGACAGACUCACUUUUAAACAGUGCCGUCACCAUGUUUGUGUGGUGUCGGUAUGAAUGAGCACUUUAUUUUCAUCACUGUAACAUGGCUGAUAUGUCGAACAACACUCCUCACUAACCCGGAAUGGGUGUUUAAUAACCACAGGAAGCAAGUUGAGCAAUACAAGCUGGAAUCUCAGAUGUAUUGAACGUACAAAUGUGAGUCACUCUUGCAAACAAAAUGCACCAUCUUUAAAUAAUAAAAUCUUGUGAAAGUCUGCAGGUUUAGGAACUGAAUAAAAUAACUUAAAUACAUUUUCGGAAAAAAAGUCAGUAAACUUCUGCUCUAUAUUUGUGAAAUU
Messenger RNA from Oreochromis niloticus (Nile tilapia), 1111 nucleotides. Its product is annotated as cell division control protein 42 homolog. The record is from RefSeq and is a predicted model, not a curated record. The transcript has 6 exons. Gene Ontology annotation, molecular function: GTP binding; GTPase activity. The coding region runs from base 91 to 666 and encodes 191 amino acids. Lineage: Eukaryota; Metazoa; Chordata; Actinopteri; Cichliformes; Cichlidae. Gene Ontology annotation, biological process: small GTPase-mediated signal transduction.